AAGACAAUCACAAGACACCCAGGUAUAUCCUCGUUAUUCUAUUUAUAUACAUAUAUAUGCUCAAAAUAAUAAUGCCUUUAAUAUUCUACUUUCUAUUAUUUUCUCUAUAAUUAUAAAUACUAAAUUUUAAAAUAUUUUUCAUACAAGAAAAAAAAAAGUAUAGCUAAUUUUGAUGUAUAAUAUAUAUUUUAUUCUAUUUUUUAGAUUGGGCUAGAUUACCAUGCCAUCUUCUUGAUUUAAUUUUGGAAAAAUUGGAGUCUUUCAAAGAUAUUCUACAAUUUUAUGGUGUGUGUGUUUCAUGGAAUUCUAUAGUAAAACACAAUAAAACUAAAUGUUUGAUGAAGACUUCACACCAAGUUCCCAUGCUUAUGGUUCCUAAUAGAAAACAACAUACUUGGGAUAUGUAUGAUCCAAUGACUAAUAAGUUCAAAGAAAUAUCUAAAUUACAUAUACCUUAUGAUAAGCGUUUUGGAGGAUCAUCACAAGGAUGGCUAGUAACUGUGAAUCGUGAUUUCACGGUUACACUAUACAAGCCUUACUCUACAGAUCAUGAUAGUGCAAUCAUCAAUCUUCCGUGUUUGUUUCCUCCAGAAGUUGAAGAUGGGGAUCUUGAAGGAUUGGAAGAUAUGAGAGAAUAUUGUGAUCAACAUAUUUACAAAGCGACAAUCACUGCAGAUCCAUUAAUAAAUCCAAAUGAUUAUAUGGUUGUGGUCAUUUAUUUACAUUGUUGGAAAAUAGCCAUUAUAAGUCCCGGGAGAGAUAAUAUUUGGAGAAAAAUUGAUCCAGAUGAAGAAAUAUUUAGUGAUAUAUUGUUCAAUAGCAAUAAGUUUUAUUUUCUUAAUCAUAAUCAUGACACUCUUUCAUCUUAUGAUAGUCGUGAGCCAUACUGUGGUACAAAAGUAACUUGGAAUAAUUCUGACAAUUGGUUUGGUAUCAAGUCUUAUAUUGUGAAGUCAUUUGAGGGAGAUAUUUUACAAGUGUUAAGACGUUGUGAAUGGAAAGAUAGUUUGACAAUACGACGUACUACAAAAGUAAAUAUUUUUAAAUUGGAUUUUGUUGAUGGAGGAGUAAAAAGGGUUAUAGUUAAAAGUCUAGGAGAUGCUGCUCUCUUUCUAGGAGAUAACUCUUCAAUAUAUGUGCGUGCAUCAAACUUUCUUGGAUGUAAAUCAAAUUGCAUCUAUUUCAGUCAUGACACUGAUUUAAUCUCAUACGGUCCUCAGGGAGUUCCUUGUGAUUGUGGCAUCUACAAUCUCGGAGAUAACAGCUAUAAAAAAUUUACAUUAUUAUUAGAUGAUGAAGAUUCAACAAUAAUUUCAAAAAUGGAGGCCCAACCACCCAUAUGGAUUCAACCUACCUUGAAUUUAUGAUUUAUAUUUUUUUUAUUAUUUAAUUAAUAUUGAUAUUAUUGGCACGACUACUAUGCAGGGGUCCACCCAAGUAUUGGACAGCUUGGGCCAUUGCACAAGGCUCCCUCUUUUUUAAGACCUACUUUCUUUUUUUUUUUGUUCUUUUUUUGAAAAAAAGCCUAUUUUUCUACUUUUUCGAGAAAUUAUAGUAAACAGUCCCAAUUCAUAAGACUAUGUUAAUAAAUGUUCUCAUUUCAAAACUUGUAGCAAAUGACUCUUUUAAAUUAUUUAUUAUGUAUAUUGUCUUAUUCCAUAUAUAUAAAAAAAAAAUCAAUAAUUUUUUUUUUCAUAUUUUUUUUAUAAUUAGAAGCAAAUUACUUAAUGAUUAUAGUAUAUCUAUAUUAGUUUUGUUAAAAUAUUUUUUAUUUGAAACUUAUGUCGAUUUUUUAAUUUUUGAUGAGCUGUUGUGGGUUGUUGGUAUAUGGAUUUUGUUGUACAAUAUAUUUCUGUUUUAUUGUAUAGUAUAUUAUCAUUCUUAGAUGAUAUUUAUUUUUUAUUUUGCUAUAUAUAAUCGUAGUAUAUAAUUUUAUUAGCAUAAUACAAAUAUUUUAAUGUAUGUAUAUAAUUUUAUUACUAUAGUAUAUAUAUGUAAUUAUUAUUUUUAUAUAUUUUAAUUGUAUGAUAUAUGUUUAUUUUAAAUAAUAUUUAGUUAGUUUCUAUUUUACUAUAUACAAUGGUGGUAUAUAAUCUUAUUGUCAUAGUAUAUAUAUUUUAAUUGUGGUAUAUAAUUUGGUCAGUAUAGUAUACAUAUAUAUAUUAUUAUUAUUAUUGUUAGUAUAUAUAUUUUGAUGAAUAGUUUAUAUAUUUUUUGUUAUACGACAUAUCAUUUUUUUUUAAAUAAUAUUUAUAUUUUAUUUUCUAUUGUAUUUUUGUCUUGCCACAAUUCUUACCACGUUUGUCUUGUUUGUGAUUCGAUUUUCGGUGUGUUUGUAGGGCUUCAGGGCUUUCAAAAUUCAUAGACAAUUUUUCGCACAUUGUACACCGAUUUUCUGGUUGAUUCUCUGGGGGAUUACCUGCAUUAAAUAUAUAGAAUAUUUUAUUUAAUAAUAGUGAUCCAAAACUUUCUGUAAAGUAUAAUUAUAGGACUUAACAUUAUUGAAGAAUUGUACAAAAAUGUAAGCUUCACACAUAUAUGUACAUUAAUAAUGUAUGGA
This is a messenger RNA of Cannabis sativa, 2560 nucleotides long. RefSeq lists its product as uncharacterized. The coding region runs from base 339 to 1367 and encodes 342 amino acids. The record is from RefSeq and is a predicted model, not a curated record. The transcript has a single exon. Lineage: Eukaryota; Viridiplantae; Streptophyta; Magnoliopsida; Rosales; Cannabaceae.